Messenger RNA from Plectropomus leopardus (leopard coralgrouper), 2123 nucleotides. It is a transcript of the gene fbxw8, whose product is annotated as F-box and WD repeat domain containing 8. Lineage: Eukaryota; Metazoa; Chordata; Actinopteri; Perciformes; Serranidae. The record is from RefSeq and is a predicted model, not a curated record. Gene Ontology annotation, molecular function: protein binding.
CGGCGGCGGAAAGCCGUGGCUCUCCGUACGCGGUUUAAACAGCUAAAAGUCACACUAAUCUGCUUUAUAAUACUCUAAAGUUAUGUUUUUAUGAACGAUGAUUGAGAAACAUGGCGGAGGACGAGCUAGCUGCGUUCAGGGAGUGUUGGAAACAAGAAUUAAAGAGCAACAAAGAGGAGCAGCGACUUGUUUGUGUUCCCCCCCAAGAAGUUCCCGGUCAGUCAGGAGAGAAACACCUGAAAAAUAGGUAUUUUGAAGACCUGGAAAAUGUCGACAAGACCCGCAGCCCGCCAAAAACAGCAGAAGACGGUUGCACCGAGGACGAAGAGCGUGCUGUUGCAGGGAAAGCUGACUCCGAGGAGCAGCCUCAGUAUGUGUCCAUUGCACACAGUUUACUGGAUGGGAGGACAAGUCCCCUGCUGGACAGGAUCCAGGAGGAGAGGACCAGGAGAAAGAGACAGUAUGAUAACAUGACCAACGAGUGCAGAGCGUCUCUGCAGCAGCAGCCGAAGAAAAAGGCCAAGAAAAAAGAGGAGCUGCUGGAUCAACUCAUUCAGGAUCUGAAUGAAGUCAACGACAUUCCCUUUUUUGACAUCGAGCUGCCGUACGAGUUAGCCCUGAAGAUAUUCCAGUAUCUCAGCUGUGCUGAGCUGGGCCGUUGUGCACAGGUGAGCAGGGCAUGGAGAGUCCUUGCAGAGGACGGCGUUCUGUGGUUCAGGAUGUGCAUGAGGGAGGGUUACCAUCAGGACGCCAGCGUGUCUGACUCCCCCUGCUGGAAGAGCACGCUGCGAGACUGCAGGAACUCGGCCAAAACUGUGCGCUCCAACUGGAAGAAUCGCGUGGGAUCCAUCAGCCAGCUGCAGUUCGAGCUCGGGAAAGUUCUGUGUGACGUCAGCUCCUGUGACAACUUCGUCCUGGCAGGGUACACGUCUGGUGAUGUGAGGCUGUGGGAUACGCUGCACUGGGACUCCACGGCCUCUUACCUGAAGAUUAACAGCCUGUCCGCUAACUCUGAGCCAAGGCCUUAUGUUAGUCAUGUCCAGGUCAACAGCACCGUGGCUGCUGCUGCUUAUGAAGAUGGCUGUGUGGAUGUGUGGAGCACAGAGACCGGUGGAGAAACCAUCCACCACUACCAGAUCCCCGGGAGGAUCCAGGCUCUGGCCCUGAGCCCCGACAGCCCCGUCCUGUGCUCUGCCAGUGGGCCUAACAUUCGGCUGGACUGUGCCGACGAUCGCGGCUACUGGAGGACACUCUGCCAGACUCAGCUACCCAAAACUGUGGAGAGCCUGGUUUUGGUGCCAGGCAGGGGCCCACAGAGCCCGCUGGUGGCCCUGACAGCAGAAGAGGCCGUGUACAUUUUGGACCCCCAAGAGGAGGAACCUCGUAUGCUCCACGCAGUCUACGGUCAUCCUGUUACCUGCCUGGAUGCCUCGGACUCUGAUGUUGCAUUUGGAGUGAAGCGCACAGGCUGGGCCAUGCACGAUGGAGGAAACAAGAUCCACAUCUACAGCCUAGAGACGGGCAAACCUGUCGCUUGUGUCGGCAACUCGCUGGGAGACUUCACUUGCAUCAACCUGAGAGAAAGCCCUCCUCACCUGCUGGUGUGCGGGAACAAAGACAGAAGGGUGAGGGUGUUUGACUUGCGAGCCGGCUCCUCCGUGGCAUCCCUGUAUGCGCACCACCUGGGUGUCACUUCGAUACAGGCGGACGACUGGAAGAUCGUGAGUGGCGGAGGUGAAGGACUGGUGUGCGUGUGGGAGAUGAGGAUGGGAGCCAAGCUUUGGGAGAUACACAACAGGCAUCCUGUAAGGCAUGUACGGUUCAACACCAGCACCCUGGUAACAGCCAACAUCCCUGAUGACAAGUCGCCAAGGGGGGCCUGCAUCACUGACGAUGACCUAACAGCUCACCGCAGACACAGGGGAGUUAUCUGCAACUACGACUUCUCUGAGGAUGCUUUGUCACAGGAUCACAUUCUGCCCAUUUGCAGGUCAGACUAUGUAGAGUCAUCUGGCUACAACUACAACAUUGGCCUGGUGGUGCCUUACGACAGGCUGUCUGGCUCUCAUCCAUCACACAUUGACGUGCAGUCCAAACCAGAAUUGGACUCAGUGAGUGACUAA